AUGGCUGCGGAAAACACACAGGUUGCAUGGAUUGGACUGGGAAAGCUGGGUGUGGCUUUGUGUAAGAACCUUGCAGAAAAAUCUGCCUUGUCCAAGCCGAUCACCAUAUUCGAUAUAGUCGAAACCACGAUGAAAGAAGCCUCUCAGAAGAUAGCUCCGGGAAAGACGACCAGUGCCAGCUCCAUUGUCAAUGCCGUAGCAAGUGCCGAUAUCAUCUUCUACUGCCUACCCAGUGAUGAGGCUGUCAUGAUAGUCAUCGCCGAGGUGCUGAAAACUAACGUCAAAGGAAAAGUGAUUGUUGAUUGCAGCACCGUACACCCAGACACAAGUACGAAAGAAACAGAACUCGUCAGUACAGAAGGGGCACAGUUCGUGGCAUGCCCUGUCUUCGGCAGUCCCCUUAUGGCAGAGGCCUCUCAGUGCAACAUGGCUAUUGCUGGAAGCACAGAGGCGGUUGACAUGGUCAAACCCUACUGCACCGGUGUAAUGGCGAAGGCGGUGAUUGAUUUCUCUGGUCAAUCUCCUAGCAAGGCUUCAUUGAUGAAGAUCAUUGGUAACACAUUCGUUCUCAAUGCGGCCGUAUUGCUCUCGGAAGGACUUGUCCUGGCCGAAAAGUCUGGACUGGGCGCAAAGCAGUUGCAACAAUUUCUCACAGCCUUAUUUCCUGGGGCAAAUCCAUUCAGGGCAUACUCGGAAGCAAUGGUCAGUGGAAAUUACCAUUGGCGUGAGAAACACAAGCUCCUUGGAGCGGUCAAGCUUGCCAGAAAGGACUCUUCAUACGCACAGGCCCUUGCCGCUCAAUGUGAUAUGGAGCUCAAAACUGUUGGAGUGCUACAGCAAUAUGUUGACAAGUUGAUUGCAGAAAAGGGUCUGGACAGUGAGAUUGCCGCCAUGUACGGAAUUGCGCGUGAAGCUGCAGGAUUACCAUUCGAGAACUAA
This is a messenger RNA of Exophiala aquamarina CBS 119918, 939 nucleotides long. RefSeq lists its product as uncharacterized. Gene Ontology annotation, molecular function: NAD binding; oxidoreductase activity, acting on the CH-OH group of donors, NAD or NADP as acceptor; NADP binding. The transcript is spliced from 2 exons. Lineage: Eukaryota; Fungi; Ascomycota; Eurotiomycetes; Chaetothyriales; Herpotrichiellaceae. Bases 1 to 939 code for a protein of 312 amino acids. The record is from RefSeq and is a predicted model, not a curated record.